Gavia stellata (red-throated loon) is the source of this 2114-nucleotide messenger RNA. It is a transcript of the gene MAN1A1, whose product is annotated as mannosidase alpha class 1A member 1. Gene Ontology annotation, molecular function: calcium ion binding; mannosyl-oligosaccharide 1,2-alpha-mannosidase activity. Gene Ontology annotation, biological process: carbohydrate metabolic process; N-glycan processing. The record is from RefSeq and is a predicted model, not a curated record. The coding region runs from base 1 to 1953 and encodes 650 amino acids. The transcript has 12 exons. Lineage: Eukaryota; Metazoa; Chordata; Aves; Gaviiformes; Gaviidae. Gene Ontology annotation, cellular component: extracellular exosome; endoplasmic reticulum; Golgi membrane.
AUGCCCGCCGCCAGCCUGCUGCCGCUCUUCGGUAGCGCGGCGGGGCCGGGGGCGCUGGGCGGCCCCGCGGGCGGCGGCGCAGGCGGCGGGGGCAGGAAGGCGGCGGGCCCCGGCGCGUUCCGGCUGACGGAGAAGUUCGUGCUGCUGCUGGUGUUCAGCGCCUUCAUCACCCUCUGCUUCGGGGCCAUCUUCUUCCUGCCCGACUCCUCCAAGCUCCUCAGCGGCGUCUUCUUCCACUCGGCCGCCCUGCAGCCGCCGCCGCCGCCGCCCGGCGGGCAGCCCCGCGCCCCGCCGCAGCCCGGGGACGGCCCGGCGGCGGCGGCGGCGGCCGCGGGCGGGGCGGGCAGCCUGGAGCGGAUCCGCGCGGACCACGAGCGGGCUCUGCGGGAGGCCAAGGAGACGCUGCAGAAACUGCCCGAGGAGAUCCGCAGGGACAUCCGCCAGGACAAGGAGAAACUUCUGCAGGACGCCCGCGGCAGGAAGGAGGCGGGCGCCCCCGGGCUGCCCCAGCGCCUCUUCCGCCAGCCCGUCGGCGCCGUGGGGCAGGAGCCCGCCGACCCCGCCGUCCGGCAGAGGAGGGCCAAAAUCAAAGAGAUGAUGAAACAUGCCUGGGAUAAUUAUAAGCGUUACGCAUGGGGAUUAAAUGAACUAAAACCCGUAUCUAAGCAAGGACAUUCAAGCAAUUUAUUUGGUAACAUUCAAGGAGCAACAAUAGUGGAUGCCCUUGAUACACUAUACAUCAUGGAAAUGAAAGACGAAUUCAAGGAAGCCAAGGAGUGGGUUGAAAAAAACUUAGAUUUCAAUGUGAAUGCUGAAAUUUCGGUAUUUGAAGUGAACAUCCGUUUUGUCGGUGGCUUACUUUCAGCUUACUAUCUUUCAGGAGAAGAGGUUUUCCGAAAAAAGGCAGUGGAGCUUGGAGAGAAAUUGCUACCUGCUUUCAACACUCCCACUGGAAUACCUUGGGCAUUGCUUAAUAUUAAGAGUGGAAUCGGUCGAAAUUGGCCAUGGGCCUCGGGCGGCAGCAGCAUUUUAGCAGAAUUUGGGACUUUGCAUCUGGAGUUUGUACACUUGAGCCACCUGUCUGGAAACCCUGUCUUUGCUGAAAAGGUAAUGAAUAUCCGAAAAGUUCUAAAUCGACUGGAUAAACCAGAGGGCCUUUACCCCAACUAUCUGAAUCCCAGCAGUGGCCAAUGGGGCCAACAUCACGUCUCCAUUGGAGGGCUUGGGGAUAGCUUUUAUGAAUAUUUGCUCAAGGCAUGGCUGAUGUCGGACAAGACAGAUGAAGAAGGCAAGAAAAUGUAUUAUGAUGCUGUUCAGGCCAUAGAGACCCAUCUCAUUCGCAAAUCAAGCGGGGGGCUGACAUACAUUGCGGAGUGGAAGGGUGGACUGCUUGAACACAAGAUGGGACACCUCACUUGUUUUGCUGGAGGCAUGUUUGCUCUUGGAGCUGACGGAGCACCUAAUGACAAGACGGGCCAUCACAUCGAGCUUGGUGCUGAAAUUGCUAGGACUUGCCAUGAAUCCUAUGAUCGUACAAGCAUGAAACUGGGACCAGAAGCCUUCAGAUUCGAUGGUGGUGUUGAGGCCAUUGCUACAAGACAAAAUGAAAAAUACUACAUCCUACGACCAGAAGUCAUAGAGACCUACAUGUACAUGUGGCGGCUCACUCAUGACCCAAAGUACAGGCAGUGGGGAUGGGAAGCUGUAGAGGCACUGGAAAAACAUUGCAGAGUAGAUGGUGGCUAUUCUGGCAUUAGAGAUGUUUAUAACAAUCAUGAAAGCCAUGAUGAUGUGCAGCAAAGUUUCUUCCUUUCAGAGACACUCAAGUACUUGUAUUUGCUGUUUUCUGAAGAUGAUCUUCUUCCAUUCGAACACUGGGUCUUCAACACAGAGGCUCAUCCUCUCCCUGUUCUUCACAAAGACGAUGGAACUGAAGAAGAAAACCAGAAAUAGAUGAAGAUUAACUUAUACUUUGUUUCAUUCCUUAUGUUUCUUUCCAGGAAUUGGGCACAUGAUUUGGUUUUAAAUUCCUGAGUUAAAUUUUUAAAUCAAGUGUUUUGCAGUCUGUUUUCUUGAACAGUAAAUAUUUAUGAAUGGACCCCAACUGAUUAUGA